AUGAUUAUUCCAAUAGAAAAGACUAUCUUAGUUGCUAGCACUAGCAAUGAACGCAGUAAGAAUACUGGUUCAGCGGUUUUGAAAUACUCUAGUUCCCUUCCCCCAGUCGAUGAGAGGACUGAGCACGGCGGGCAGUACAGUAUGACGUCACCCGAAGAAACACAUCCAAAAGAGACGAUCGAGGUUGACCUUUCCUACCUCAGCGUGAAAAAAGAGUCAAAAAUUGAGAGAAGUACCAAAAAAGGCAUUCAAUCACAGGGACCGUCCAGAAUAGUUGUAAUCCUCAAAUGGCUUACAACUUUAACAUUUGCUGCGGUCUUGUUAUCCUGUCUCGUGACCAGUAAACUAACUGUGAUUGGUCUAGCUCAGCAUCUUAGUAACAACAGUGCUGCUCAGUAUCAGGCCUUCACUAUGUGUCUAAUUAUACUUUUGGCGCCAAAUGUGCUAUCUGUUCUGAGGUCUCUGUGGAAUAUUAUUGGUCGGAGUGACAUUCCGUGGCCAAACAAGAAAGUUAUAGCUCUGGGUGUCACAUCGGCGGCCUUGGAAUCCGUUGGAUCAUGUAUUGUGAUCUUUAAGGCUUUUAACACUGGACAGACAGCUUCCGGAGUCAGUGCGAUGGAAAUUGGAAUCAUAAUCCCUAUCUUCUACUACAUGAAAAAGGGCAAUCGUCAAAUCAGAUUCUUUCGCUCGCUGUCUUUUCUUGCUGUUUUAUUCGCCAUUGGUGGUGUGUCCCUUGUUAUUCUGACACAUGUUAGCAAGGCAUCGGAUACAGUGUGGUCUCUCGGCGGUUAUGUUCUUAUAUUUUUAUCAUGGUUCCCGUACUUAAAUAAGAAAAUGUUUCCUCAUGUGCAGACCCCAAUUCACUCUCAUACUAAUACCAAUACUCAAAAUUUUUCGCUCAGCUCUAUCAAUCGAACAAAUUCAUCUGCAUCUCUUCAAGGUAUAUCAUCGGGUUCGGACUUUACUUCAUACAGUUCAAUGGCAAGUAACAUUGGCAAUAACAGAAAUGUCGAGCCCGACUUAUCUAACGACCUUCCUGUAGAUAAGACGUCAGCAUGGAAGGUUCUGCUUAUAUCUGCCUUUUCACGAAUAGUCUUCAUUUUAGCUACGAGUGCCUUACUUCUAAAGUUUGCAAUGGACGAUUUCAACUUUGAUGACAGCUGGACACAGGGAUGGAAUUGGAGUCCAUCUGAUGAAGUUUUUAUUCUAUUUAUAGUCAACGCUACAACAAGCAUUGUGGGAUACGUUACCGCAGUAUUUGCCUGUCACACCUGCAUGGAUCGUGGGGCCUUCGUGAUACCUCUGCUGUUAUCGUCCCCUGUAUCAUCUGUCUUACUUUCUGUUCCGGUAUCAUGUGACUGGAUUAAGGGCUUCUCGGGUCAUUCCCAAGAUUUCUGUGUUAAAGAAAAUUAUCUGAUAUAUAGUAUACUGGCGAUGGUGUGCUUUUUUAUAGCGAUUUCUCUCACAUUUGGACGACUGUUGUGGAAUAUCAAGAAGAUCGUGUUACUAAAGGAGACACAGUUGUUUUGGUACCCGACAUACAACAGUGUUAUGUUAGAACAAUGGCUACUGGUUAACCGGAAACUCAACGAUGACUCAGAAGUGGAUACCAGCGAGACAUCAACGAGAAAUUGCGAGAAAACGCGAGUUUAUAUAUGUACAACCAUGUAUAGAGAGAGUCGAAAAGAAAUGCAACAACUUUUGGAGUCAAUAGGGAAGAUCAGCCAGGCUACGUCAGACAGGUCACAGAUUCACUUCGAAUCUCACGUCUUCCUGGAUGGGGCCAUCAAAGGGGACGAGAUGACGGACUACGCCUUACAACUAGUCAGUCUACUGAAGGACGCACUAAAUAUCGAUAACCUUCUGACCUGUACGAAGACAGCGACACCUUACGGACUAAAGCUCGGCUGGAAACUACCGGGGCCGUCUGAAAUGACCUUCACCAUUCAUAUGAAAGAUCCAAAAAAAGUAAAAAAGAAGAAGCGAUGGAGUCAGAUUAUGUACAUGUCAUAUGUACUGGAUUUUCUCAGUAAACAACACGUAGAUAGAGAGGGUAAUCCUACAGUAAGCGAGUCAGACUGCUACAUUCUAACAACGGAUGCUGACGUCAAGUUUACACCGGAAUCCGUCGAGGCUUUGCUUGACCUGAUGAAACGGGACUCUUCUGUCGGAGCUGUAUGCGCGCGCACCUAUCCACUAGGAGAAGGGCCGCUUGUGUGGUAUCAAAAAUUCGAAUAUGCCAUUGGACAUUGGUUUCAAAAGGCCGCUGAACACGUUUUAGGGUCCGUUCUUUGUGCCCCUGGCUGUUUCAGCGUCUAUCGAUGUUCCGCCAUUAAGGACAUACAGUCCCUGAAACUUCCCACUUACGCGUCUAGUGUAGAGAGAGCAUUUGAUUUCCUCAUCAAAGAUAUGGGAGAGGAUCGAUGGUUGUGUACACUUAUGGUGCAGAGUGGUUGGCGGAUCGAGUACUGCGCAGCUUCAGAGAAUGAAACCUACUGCCCUGAGGAGUUUGAGGAGUUUUAUAAACAGAGAAGGAGGUGGAUCGCCUCUACCCUAGCUAACAUUAUCUCUCUAAUCAAAGAAUGGAACCUGAUUCGUUUACUGAACCACCGCGUGUCCUAUCUCUUUUGUAUCUAUCAGAUAUUCCUCCUUACUUCGACAUUCAUAGGACCCAGUACUGUCAUCAUUAUAGUAGCUGGUGGCUUGAAUUACGCAUGGAAUUUUGACGUGGUUUGGGCGGUGGUACUACAAAUCGCAGUCUGUGUGAUUUAUGCCCUAAUUUGUCUGUUUAAGAAUGAAAGAUGGCAAAUGCAGUCUGGUAAGAUCAUUACUUUCCUGUACGCGGUUGUUAUGACAGCGGUCGUGGUCGGGAUAGCAGAGCAGGUGGCUGAGGACAUGAUUGGUUUUAAUGACAAGGUCAAGGUCGAAACUAAGGACAACAAAACUGUUACUGUAGAACCCACUGUUGUGCCAGGAGCUAUCAGUGAUGAUUUUCCAGUGUCCUUUGUGACGUUGUAUCUGGGUCUUUUAAUCGCUAUAUUCCUCGUCACCGGAGCAUUUCACCCGUCAGAAUUUACAUGUCUCUUGAAUGGAAUCACGUAUCUGCUCUGUUUACCAUCCGGGUACCUGGUGCUGAACAUCUACAGCGUGGUGAACAUCACAGACAGGUCGUGGGGAACAAGAGAGGAAAAAGAACACAACACUGUGAAAAAGGACAAGCCGUGGUAUGACGACAUGGAGACAGUCAUGAGGAAAAUAUUCUUCUGUUUUGACAAGAAAGAAACCUCGACUAAAGAAACAAUAACCGAGAAAAGCACAUACUUACCCCGAGUACUGCGAAGGAAUUCUCAAAAUGAGGACUCAUCUCCACAAAAUUUUUCUAAGACUGUUGGUCCAGGAUUUAGAUUUGAUGGCAAUGUCCCAGUCCAAUCUCUACGGAGAGAUCAGGGAAGAAGUCAAGACAAGGAUGAGAGACUUCACCAGCUUGAAGAGGAGGAGGAUAUAGAAUAUGAAGUAGAAGAGAUAGAAAGUGAAGAAGAGUUUGAUGAAGAUAAUCCUCUUCCUGUUGAAACAUGGCUCCCAAAAGGCAUGAAGGAGUACAAAUCUCUCUUUAUGGAUAAGGGAUAUGAGAAUACAAACUUUCUAGGGAUGUUAACCGAGAAGGACCUUAAGCGAAUAGGGAUUGAGAAAGUGGCUCAUCGCCAGAAACUGUACCGGAAAAUCCAGGAUAUUCCAGAAUUUAAAAUUCCUAUCGAUGUUCCGAAAGACGUGUCAUCAUGGCUUCACAUGAUUGGUUUGGAGGAAUACAAACACAAUUUCAAUAGAAACCAAAUUAAAACAGUCAAAGAUAUGGUAGCCCUGAAAUCGUUUACAGAAAAAGAAAUUAAGGAGGACCUUAAAAUAACAAAACCCGGUCAUAUAAAACGUUUACUUGACGCCAUAGACUGCCUUCGCAAUCCAACACCGGAGGAGCGGAUCAUUACAGAAAUUAAGGAGCAGAUCGGUCGGGCCUACCAACACGACCUAAGGAGCGUGAACCAGGAGGAGUACAAGUUCUGGGCGGAUCUAAUUGAGGCGUGUUUAGCGCCCUCUGCUGACGUGUUUGGUUUUGAGCAAAUUCUCAAAACAAAACUAGAGACUCUACGUAACGAGUGGCUGAUGGUAUCCGGGAUCGUCAACUGUUUGUGGAUUGUGAUAAUAAUGACGUUAUCAAGUAGUAUAGACCUACAGGUGGCCGGGACAAAUCCACUGAGUUUAGUGUUCCUAAUUGUAUUUGGAUUUCUUUUCGUUCUUCAAUUUCUCUGCAUGUUGGUGCACAGAUUCACAACACUCUCUCACUUUAUUGCGCGUGCGCCAUACAAGUUUGGGCAGAAUUAUCGAACAUCUGUUGCUUUUCUGUCACGUGACCUGGACCCGGAUGAGGAACAUCUGGCAAGGGAAGCAAGAAGUUUAGAGCCAAAGUUUUUGGAAAGAAUAAAGAAAACGAAAAUUGGAAAGCGGAAGCGGAGCAUCGAUCGCCAUGGCAACCACGACAAUACUUCCGAAAAUACAUUACUGUUACCUAAUCAUUUGAAUGAAGUGCACCAAGGUCACCAAAAUACCAGUCCGUAUGAAACUGUGUAAAAUCGACAGUUGUGUAGGAGAAUUGUUUCUUAUCAAUAACCAGUUGCGAUGCUAUGUGAAUAAAUUUACUGAUAUUGCCGACAAUACAAUUUAAACAAGGAGUAACAAUAGAUACCUAUAAAAAUUCAUUGAUGAUCCUCAUACAUAUGAAUAUUAGGUGUUUCCCAUAGAGAUGUAUAUCUA
This is a messenger RNA of Saccostrea echinata, 4806 nucleotides long. RefSeq lists its product as uncharacterized. Gene Ontology annotation, cellular component: cell periphery; cell septum. The transcript has 24 exons. The record is from RefSeq and is a predicted model, not a curated record. Gene Ontology annotation, molecular function: protein binding; chitin synthase activity. NCBI's taxonomy places the organism in Eukaryota, Metazoa, Mollusca, Bivalvia, Ostreida, Ostreidae. The coding region runs from base 1 to 4623 and encodes 1540 amino acids.